AGCAGAGCCCGCCGCCGCCCCCUCUCGCCGGCUGAUUGGCCCGCUCGGUUACAUGCCCGCGAGGGGAAUGCCCUUCUCGACGGGAAAUCUUUGAAACUAUGGGCCUCGAAACUCGCCCUGGCCUACGGGCGGAGGGGGUGGGGGGAGAGAAAAAGGCGGGUCUCUUGUUUCCUAGGCUACAAAGAGAAAGAGCGGCGGCAAGAAGGGCGGAGAAGCUGGGGAGGGGGCAAAAAAGCGAGAGAGAGGGAGAAAAGAAAGGCAGGCAGGAAGAAGGGCAGCGUGUCGCUCAGCUUCUCCGGCAGCGCCCAUUGGUGAAGGCGAGCCAACCACGUGACGGAACGCCCAGCUUCGACCUGAUUGGCAGUUCCCUCGGUUACGGGCUAUGAGGGGGCGGGAAGGGCUGCGUCCUGGCAGCGCCAGCAGCAGUAGUGCCGCCGCCGCCGCCGCCGCCGCCGCCGCGUUCGCUGUGGUCCCUCGAAGGCGGCUCCGGCCAUCGGCGAGCAUCGCCUCGAGUCAGCGGUGGUUGACGCGCUCCCCGCCUUCGGGUUCCCUUCCGCCCUUGGAUUCCCUCGUCGUUUGAAGCCAUGGCGGCGGCGGAAGAUGCGGUGGCGGCGGCGGCGGCGGCAGCCGGGUGACGCCCGAGGCGGCGGAUGAGCGGCGGCCGACCGAGCUCUGGCGUGGGAAGAGGAUGCGGGAGUACAAGGUGGUGGUGCUGGGCUCGGGCGGGGUGGGCAAGUCGGCGCUCACCGUGCAGUUCGUGACGGGCACUUUCAUCGAGAAGUACGACCCCACCAUCGAAGACUUCUACCGCAAGGAGAUCGAGGUGGACGCCUCGCCGUCGGUGCUGGAGAUCCUCGACACCGCCGGCACCGAGCAGUUCGCCUCCAUGCGGGACCUGUACAUCAAGAACGGGCAGGGCUUCAUCUUGGUCUACAGCCUGGUCAACCAGCAGAGCUUCCAGGACAUCCGCCCCAUGCGCGACCAGAUCAUCCGCGUCAAGAGAUAUGAGAAGGUACCUGUAAUCUUGGUUGGAAAUAAAGUGGAUUUGGAGAGUGAGAGAGAAGUUUCAUCCAGUGAAGGCAGAGCUCUGGCUGAAGAAUGGGGUUGUCCUUUUAUGGAGACAUCUGCUAAAAGCAAAACCAUGGUGGAUGAGCUCUUUGCAGAGAUUGUCAGACAAAUGAACUAUGCCUCUCAACCGGAUAAAGAUGACCCGUGCUGCUCUGCAUGUAAUAUACAAUAGCAUUCCAAGGAUGGAAUUGGACCUCAUUUGCUGUAUUUGGGUAAGGUGACAGAAUAGACUAUUUCACUCUGUGAUUUAAAGUUGGUCAAAAAUUCAAAGUGGAGUAGCACUGACCCUCCAAGUGAAACAUAAAUAUGGAUCAGUUUAGUUAAAAAGAAAAAAAAAAAGAAAUUGAGAAGCUUUAUUUGCCUGCAGCACAACUUCUGCAUGUUCUACUCUGGCUUAGCCAACAGAUUACAGGGUGAGCACAAUCCGUGCACAUUGGCUUGUCAGGUAACAGCUACUGCUUUAAAUUAAGAAAAGUUUUCGGUGAAAAGGAGCCCACCAGCAAAGACCUUUUGCACUCUUGCCUAUUCUGUACUGAUAAGGAAAGAUUUAACAAAAGGUAUCUCCUUACUGAAUUUCAGGACUUUUAUCACUUGUGGCCAAAUCAGUCAAAUAUGCUAAUUUUAUUUUUUGACGCAAGUGUUGAUCAAUUGAUUGGCAAGCUAAUAUAUAGUUCUGUUAUUUCUUUUACAUUCAUUAUUUUCUGUGAUCCCAUAAUGCAAAAAGGAAAAUGCUCCAUCAGUACUUGAACGGAAAGAGAGAAGCUCUGGAAAAAACAAACAAACCAACAGCUUGUAA
Molecule: messenger RNA, 1864 nt
Organism: Thamnophis elegans (Western terrestrial garter snake)
Lineage: Eukaryota; Metazoa; Chordata; Lepidosauria; Squamata; Natricidae
Gene: RAP2A
Product: RAP2A, member of RAS oncogene family
Exons: 2
Coding region: 689-1240 (183 amino acids)
Biological process (GO): negative regulation of cell migration; Rap protein signal transduction
Cellular component (GO): plasma membrane
Molecular function (GO): GTP binding; GTPase activity; GDP binding
Source: RefSeq, a predicted model, not a curated record